GUUUUUUUUUACUUUUCAGAUCCUUCACUGUGUCAAACAAUGGGUGACUGUAAAGUUACCCCAGAAUCCCAUACUUACUCGUCACACGUCAAUAAACUCACUGAACUGGAUAAGGGAAUUGAUUCUAAGUCAUUCUAUGAUGGGGCUUUACAUAACUCAUGGAUGGACUUGCAUCCCCACCUUGUCGUUAAUUUUGGUGCCACUAAGAAACCUAUUGUAGGACUAGCAUUGAAGGGACCACCAACUGCCCACAAGAAGUAUGGAUUCCCAUCUUUCCAAGUUUAUCAAUAUGUUGAUAAUGGUGACUUUUAUGAUGCUAUCAGAGAAAAUUAUGGAAGUGAUAGAAUCGUUAAGACAUUUACUGGGCUGACAGCUGAAGACAUUGAGAAUGGUCAAGUCAAAAAGCAUAAGUUUCCAUAUCCAGUUGAAGUUAAGAAAUUGAAGAUUUACGUUAAACUAAGACUUGGGCAGAAACGUAUUUGCACGAAAAUUGAGUUCUAUCAUGCACCAGAGAAUUGUGGUCAACCACUUAUGGAAGAAAAUAAAUGUGACAAUGCAAGUUGCAAACACAUGUGUGUAAAAAAAAAUCAUAUAAUCCAUUGCACAUGUCCAAGGAACAAAGUACUAUGGCUUGAUGGAUUACAUUGUGUAGCUACAGAUCCUGAUGUGCAGAUCACUUCGAAGCCAAGAAAUAUGGCACCUAGAGCACAACAGAUUUGUUCAAGUGUUGAUUCAAAGUUAGCUACUAUUUUUAAUCUAGCGGAAUAUAAUGAAAUGAAGAAAGUGACGGAGAAGAAUCGUGAAGAUCAUUUUAUAGGUGUUGUGGAUGUGGACCAAGAUCAAAGCUACAGUCGAUGGAUAGAUGGAACAGAUGUCGUAUUUGACAAAUUUGAGGAAACUCGUCGUUAUCCAGGUUCUAUUGGCCUUAUGUCUGGAAAUCGGUGGACAUUUAAGAACUCCAGUGAUGGCUCGAAAUUUUUAUGUCGUUCUGGAACUGUACAUGGUUACUUGUUUACAAGCUUUUUUGGUAUAGAUGACUACCAAAUCACUUCAACAAUCUCUCUGGUGAAAACAUCACUAGCAUCAGUCUAUGCCUUUGGUCCUGGAAGGAGUCGUCGUGGCUCUAAGGCGUAUCUAACAAGUGACUCGGGGGAGUCUUAUGGAUUGUUCUGGAGACCAACAGAUCCUACCAUGAAGAAUAAGUUCUUGCGGGUAAAGCUAUUGCAUCUCUUUAGGGUAACUGGUAUCUUUGUAAAAGGCUACAUGUGUGAAAACCCAACAAUAACCUACACAUUCAGGAAUCGGGAGAAUGAUAAGGAGAGUUAUAUGUUCUCUGUUCCGGCACACAGUGAAACACUUCAGCUUGUUAUGCCACUCACUAGAAGCAAACAUUAUGAAUUGAAGUUUGAUAAGUCUGCUGAUUGUGAAGGUUACCACUGGGACCUGGUUGGAGAAAUGACAGUGAGACAUCUAAGUGCUUGUUCUUGUCCCGGUCAUUGUAUCAAAUAUGCAGAUGGCAAAUACUGCUGGUGUAAAAGAAAUCACCAUUUAUUUUUUGGUGGAAGGCAUUGUGUCAAAGAUUCUCAACCUCAGUGGAAGGGUCCUAAGCUAUUGGCUCUUGAAUACCAUACAUUUAGAAAUAUGAUACCAGCAGCCGACUAUUGGUUACCUACAUAUUAUACAUUUUCUGAUGAGAAAAUGGAUUUCAGUAGAGCAGCUGAGACUUGCAAACAGUAUGGGGGAUAUCUGCCAUGCAUUCAUUUGAUUUUAGAGCAUAGAUUGAUGUACUCAGAUCUUAUGAGCCAUCCUACCUGCACUAAAUGGUUUCUAGGUCUAAACGGGACGUCUCUGAUGCACAGUGCCUGGCAUGAUGGCUCCUGGGUUGAACUGCAGUAG
Messenger RNA from Gigantopelta aegis, 1896 nucleotides. RefSeq lists its product as uncharacterized. The transcript has 12 exons. NCBI's taxonomy places the organism in Eukaryota, Metazoa, Mollusca, Gastropoda, Neomphalida, Peltospiridae. The coding region runs from base 40 to 1896 and encodes 618 amino acids. The record is from RefSeq and is a predicted model, not a curated record.